Acanthosepion pharaonis is the source of this 867-nucleotide messenger RNA. The record is from the annotation of a GenBank genome assembly. Lineage: Eukaryota; Metazoa; Mollusca; Cephalopoda; Sepiida; Sepiidae.
AUGAAGACAAGGACCCUGUCCGACAACAUGACAACCAUCAAGAUCACAGGGAUCCCAUCGAGCUUCAACACAACUAGGAUCAGCGUGGCAACACAGCACGACCCACGCUACGUAGAAAUCCUGCGACGGUACAAGCACCUCACGCAACCCAUCAAACCAACUGAUGCAGGCGACCAUCAGACCCAACACCAUAAAAAGACCACCGGACAACCAGCAUAUUCAUGGCCACGACGACUCCCUCCACACAAAUUAGCAUAUGCCAAGAAAGCGUAUGAGGAGUUGCUGGCCGACAAUAUCAUCCGACCCUCAGACAGCCCAUAUGCCUCACCACUGCAUCUGGUACCCAAAUCCGACGGGGAUUUCAGGAUCUGCGUGGAUUACCGGAAACUCAACGCGUCCACAGUGCCCGACCGGUAUCCUGUUCCGCACAUCCACGACUUUGCCUCAGGUUUACACGGGGCCCGCAUUUUCUCAAAAAUUGACCUGACCAAAGCCUACUACCAAGUUCCACUCACUCCUGCAGCAUCCAGCACUCCUGCACCUUCCCGCUCUCCUGCAGCUUCCAGCUCUCUCCUGGAGCUUCCAGCACUCCUGCAGCUUCCAGCACUCCUGCAGCUUCCAGCACUCCUGCAGCUUCCAGCUCACUCCUGCAGCAUCCAGCACUCCUGCAGCUUCCAGCUUACUCCUGCAGCAUCCAGCACUCCUGCAGCCUCCAGCUCACCCCUGCGGCGCUCUACCGACGUCCCGCUACCUAUUCCAGCACCCGCUGACGACCUAAUCCAGUGCCCACUGACGUCCAGCGCCCGUUAUCGUCCGGACACCGUUCAAACGACCUCUGUCGUCUUACCAUCCACCGUUCGCAAAUAA